CCCUCAGGCCAGCCCCGCCCCGCGGAGCCGCUCCCGGCGCCGGCGCAGUCUGUUCCCACCCUCGUCCCGGAAGGGCUCCUGUUUCCCAGAGUGCCUCGCGCGCUCCUUUCCGGCCUGUGCCCGGGCAGGCGUUGCUCAGAUGGCUCCUGCAAAGAAAGGCGGCGAGAAGAAGAAGGGGCGCUCUGCCAUCAACGAGGUGGUAACGAGGGAAUACACCAUCAACAUUCACAAGCGGAUCCAUGGCGUGGGCUUCAAGAAACGGGCACCACGCGCUCUCAAGGAAAUCCGUAAGUUUGCGAUGAAAGAGAUGGGUACUCCCGACGUUCGCAUUGACACCAGACUGAACAAAGCAGUCUGGGCUAAAGGAAUAAGGAAUGUUCCUUACCGCAUCCGUGUACGUUUGUCCAGAAAGCGCAAUGAGGAUGAAGAUUCACCAAACAAACUGUACACACUGGUCACCUACGUACCAGUGACAACAUUCAAAGGUCUACAGACAGUCAAUGUGGAUGAAAAUUAAUCAGAUUUGUAUUACAAUAAAAGGAUAAAAAGAAAGUUUA
Messenger RNA from Pseudopipra pipra, 557 nucleotides. It is a transcript of the gene RPL31, whose product is annotated as ribosomal protein L31. Gene Ontology annotation, biological process: cytoplasmic translation. The record is from RefSeq and is a predicted model, not a curated record. The transcript is spliced from 5 exons. Gene Ontology annotation, cellular component: ribosome; cytosolic large ribosomal subunit. The coding region runs from base 140 to 517 and encodes 125 amino acids. NCBI's taxonomy places the organism in Eukaryota, Metazoa, Chordata, Aves, Passeriformes, Pipridae. Gene Ontology annotation, molecular function: structural constituent of ribosome.